CAAUGGCUGUUCCAACUGUAUGACGACAUUGGCUCUAACAUACAAUACGUGCGUGUGAGCUACCAGUGUCGGACUCGUCCGAUUGUGGUGCAAGGUGGAUGUGAAAAUUUGUCACGCAUUUGCCACGCCAAAAACCGUUCUGGAAAUGGAUUAACAGACGGAGGACCAGGGGCGUCAACCGAUAAAUCAAGAGUCAUAGUUUUAACAUGGCAGCCCCUGAAGAUAUCCAGGUCAAAGAGCUUGACAAGCGAGCCUCUGGCCAGGCCUUUGAGGUUAUUCUUGGUGCACCUACGCCUGAUACUAAGGGUGACUUCCCCUUGGCCCCUCCAAAGAAAAAGGAUGUCUCACUGGAGGAAAUUCAGAGGAAGCUGGAUGCUGCAGAAGAACGACGCAAGAGCCACGAAGCUGAAGUUUUGAAACAUUUGGCAGAAAAACGUGAGCAUGAAAAAGAAGUGCUGCAGAAAGCUAUGGAAGAGAACAACAAUUUCAGCAAGAUGGCUGAGGAGAAACUGAAUCAAAAAAUGGAAGCCAACAAAGGGAAACGCACUGCAAUUAUGGCAGCAAUGAAUGAAAAGUUCAAGGAGAAAGACAAAAAAUUUGAGGAGGUGCGAAAAAACAAGGAAACCAAUCAAAACAACCUGGAAGAAGAUACUUCUGAAGACUGAGUGGCUCAGAAGAGUAGAACUAUAUGUGAAUGCAAUGUAAUUUCUGUAUUUGUGUAUUGUUUUUUGUCAAUUUUUAUUUUCGUCGAUGUUAGCCAGUAUUUGUGCCCUUCCCACUUGAAGUAACAAAAUAUAUCUAUAUUUUUAAUUUUCAAGAUAUAAGCGUAAUUGUGCUUAUUUUGACAAGCUAUCAACUUCAACGCCCAGUUUAGUAACGUUUUAGUAUUAAAAUGUAUUUAACAUACUUUCAUACUCAUCUUAAACCUAAUAACUCCAUGUGGUUUUGAGAAGGUUUGAAGUCUCUGUUUACUUUUUAUUAUAAAUGGUGGUAAAGUAGCACACCUUCUCAAGAAGGAAAAAUGUGUUUGACAAAGCUUGGUGCAGAUUUCUUACACCUUUUGUAGAUUCUGUAUUUUGCUAAGUAUUGGUGUAAAUUGAUGCUGUCAUGAGCAAUGAAUGCCUUAGUUGGUUGUGGAGUUUGCAUGUUCUUCAUGUGCCUGCAUGGGUUUUCUCCAGGUACUGCUGUUUCCGAGUACAUUCAAACAGCAUAUAGGUUAAUUUAAGACUCUAAAUUGUCUGAAGGAUUGAAUGGUCAUCUAUAUAGGCAACUGUGCCAUGUAUUUGGCUGGUGGCCAGUUAAGGGUCUACUCAUCCUGCCCGAAGUCAGCUAGAACAGGCUCCAACACACCCUAGUGAGGAUAACCUGUUCAGAGAAUGGACACAUGGAAGUUAAAGAGCAAUACAUCUAUCUAAAUUAUAUGAGUGACUUUUCCAUUAGUUGUGGAAUUAACUAAAGUCUGUUGACAAGUAUUUACUAGCUGCAUGUUAUCUCUGUCACACUUUUGAAAUAUACUAUUUUCACUGAUCUAUUUCCUGUUCUGUUAAUUUUCGCUAGCUUUCAGCCCUCACUUUUUUGUGUUACUAUUUUCUGUACUUCUGAAUUCAUUAUUUUUUAAUUAUUGGUGGAGAAAUUACACUUAACUCAGUAGAGAUCCAGGUAAAAUAUUAUGUACACCUAUAAAUUUAUAGUCCUUAUUGAAAUAAUGGAACAGCAGCCAUUAAUGUCUAAACCACUGGCAAUAAAAAUAAGUACACACUAAAUGAAACUGUUCAAACUGGAGUCUCAGCUGCUUUAGCAAAGCACUGGUUGUCUUGAAGGCGUUUUAGGGUCUUUAUCAGAUUGGAAUGUGACCUAAUUACAAGAUAGGGAGGGGAUCAUUAUCUGAUUCAU
Molecule: messenger RNA, 1893 nt
Organism: Syngnathoides biaculeatus (alligator pipefish)
Lineage: Eukaryota; Metazoa; Chordata; Actinopteri; Syngnathiformes; Syngnathidae
Gene: stmn1a
Product: stathmin 1a
Exons: 6
Coding region: 207-665 (152 amino acids)
Biological process (GO): microtubule depolymerization; neuron projection development; regulation of microtubule polymerization or depolymerization
Cellular component (GO): neuron projection; cytoplasm
Molecular function (GO): tubulin binding
Source: RefSeq, a predicted model, not a curated record